CCUAGACUACUAAACAUGAAGGUUGUUUACACCCUGACUCUGAUAUCUGUAUGCGUAGGUCAACCUACUGCUCACCGGGUACCUGGAGCCCGGUUAAAGCAUCCAGGCUGUCUACUUUACCCCUUCCUACCAGGAUGUACUCUAGCAGCUUUGUUUGGGGUUGAUGUACUCGGUAGAUAUGACUGGAAGACAUUGUGUACUCAGUACACUGACCUUCAAGUACACCCCAGGUGUGAGAAGUAUAAAAGUGAUGUUGUUCUGAACCAACUUGAAGAAGAAGUAAAUUCCCUUCUCUGGGAGAAAGAGGCACGUGAGAAGGAGAGUCACCAAGUUCGACAAAAUCUUGAAGGAUUUGAAGGAUAUGGAUACGUCUCCAGACCGGAUUUUCAAUUCAAGGAGACUAGAGAAAGAGAAGAUCUUGGAGAAUAUAUCAUUACCAGAAACUAACUAAGAAUAGCUAAUAUGCGCUGAAGGAAACAAAAUUGAAAACUCUGGAAAUUUAUAAUUUCUAUUAUCUAAAUUUAUUUAUAAAUA
Eurytemora carolleeae is the source of this 534-nucleotide messenger RNA. RefSeq lists its product as uncharacterized. Bases 16 to 447 code for a protein of 143 amino acids. The transcript has 3 exons. Lineage: Eukaryota; Metazoa; Arthropoda; Copepoda; Calanoida; Temoridae. The record is from RefSeq and is a predicted model, not a curated record.